Messenger RNA from Gasterosteus aculeatus aculeatus (three-spined stickleback), 3454 nucleotides. RefSeq names its product transcription factor RFX4-like. The record is from RefSeq and is a predicted model, not a curated record. NCBI's taxonomy places the organism in Eukaryota, Metazoa, Chordata, Actinopteri, Perciformes, Gasterosteidae. Gene Ontology annotation, molecular function: DNA-binding transcription factor activity, RNA polymerase II-specific; RNA polymerase II cis-regulatory region sequence-specific DNA binding. Gene Ontology annotation, biological process: regulation of transcription by RNA polymerase II.
AGCCCUCCCAGCCUCGGGGCUUUGCACUUUUACUUCCCCCCCCUUUGUGACCGUUCCCUCUUCUCAGAGGCACACCAAAAAUAGGGUUGCCACAACGAAAAGAGUGAGCGGAAAAAACAGAUCCUCAACAUCUCCUGUGACGGGCAGUGGACACGGAAACACUGAGCGAGCCAGCGAGGAGGGGGAAACGUGCACUGAGCCAUUUUCUUGGGGGAACCAGUGCCAUUGAUGGGAAGAGGAUGCAUUGCGGGCUGCUGGAGGAGCCUGAUAUGGAUUCCACAGAGAGUUGGAUUGAGAGAUGCCUCAACGAGAGUGAGAGCAAGCGGUAUUCCAGUCACACGUCACUGGGGAACAUGUCCAACGAUGAACAUGAAGAAAAAGAAAACAACAGAGCCUCAAAACCACAUUCGACACCGGCUACUCUGGAAUGGCUAGAGGAGAACUAUGAGAUAGCUGAGGGUGUGUGUAUCCCGCGAAGUGCCCUCUACAUGCAUUACCUAGACUUCAGUGAGAAACAGGACACGCAACCUGUGAACGCAGCCAGCUUUGGAAAGAUCAUAAGGCAGCAGUUUCCAGCGUUGACGACCAGAAGACUUGGGACCAGAGGGCAGUCUAAGUACCACUACUACGGCAUAGCCGUGAAGGAGACCUCCCAGUAUUACGAUGUGAUGUACUCCAAAAAGGGGGCGGCCUGGGUGAACGAGACCGGGAAGAAAGAGGUCACGAAGCAGACAGUGGCGUAUUCACCGCGCUCCAAACUGGGAACGCUCCUGCCAGAGUUUCCAAAUGUCAAAGACCUAAAUUUGCCCUCCAGCCUGCCAGAAGAGAGGGUGUCGACCUUCAUCAUGAUGUACAGAACGCACUGUCAGAGGAUACUGGACACUGUUAUCCGAGCCAACUUUGAUGAGGUCCAAAGCUUCCUGCUGCACUUCUGGCAGGGCAUGCCGCCCCACAUGCUGCCAGUGCUCGGCUCCACCACCGUGGUAAACAUAGUCGGGGUUUGCGACUCCAUCCUCUACAAGGCCAUCUCCAGCGUGCUGAUGCCCACCGUCCUGCAAGCCCUGCCUGACAGUUUGACUCAGGUUAUUCAGAUAUUUGCCAAACAGCUGGAUGAGUGGCUCAAAAAAGCACUUCAUGACCUUCCUGAAAACCUGAGGAAUAUCAAAUUUGAAUUGUCCAGAAGAUUUUCUCAGAUUCUAAAGCGGCAAACGUCAUUAAAUCAUCUCUGUCAGGCCUCGCGGACCGUGAUAAACAGUGCCGACAUCACCUUUCAAAUGCUGGAGGACUGGAGGAAUGUGGACUUGAACAGCAUCACUAAGCAGACACUUUACACCAUGGAGGACUCACAAGAGGAGCACCGGCAGCUUAUUAUCCACCUGUAUCAGGAGUUUGAUCGUCUAUUGGAGGAGCAGUCGCCAAUCGAGGCGUACAUCGAGUGGCUGGACCUGAUGGUGGACCGCUGCGUCGUCAAGGUGGCAGGGAAGAGGCCCGGGUGCCUGAAGAAGGUGGCCCAACAGUUCCUGCUGAUGUGGUCGUGUUUUGGUACCAGAGUCAUCCGGGAUAUGACCCUCCACAGCGCGCCCAGCUUCGGCUCCUUCCACCUUAUCCACCUGAUGUUUGAUGACUAUGUGCUUUACCUGCUGGAGUCGCUGCACUGCCAGGAGAGAGCCAACGACCUCAUGAGGGCCAUGAAGAGCGAGGGCAGCACAGCAGAGAGAGAGGAGAAAUUCCCGGUGACAGAAACCACCGUCGCCUCCCCGUCCCCACGACCCUUCUCUCCCGCCCGGUCGGUCCACUCGGUUUGCGUUUCCUCGGCCGGCUCCCCCACGGCGGCUGUGUCCCCGGAGUACGCAGGCGUCCCCGCCACCACCACCACGGGCGCUGUUCAGUCAUAUACCUGGUCCCUUACAUACACAGUGACAACGGCCGGCGGCUCCACUCCAGAGGCCGGACAGCAGCUGUCCUGUAUGAGGAGCAGCGCUCCAGUGCCACCGCCGUCCUCCACCCACCGGAUGCCUGUCUACAGGGAGGAGCAUGGGUACACUGGUAGCUACAACUACGGCAGCUACGCCAACCAGCAUCCUCACUCCAUCCAGAGCCAGUAUCCCAGUCUGGCCCAUGAGCCGGCCAUCACAACCCCCCUCCACUACUCCGCCUACCACCGGUCGUCUGCACAGUACCAGCUCAACGGCCAGAUGUCGCGCAUGGAGCCGUGCUUGAUGAGCAGCACUCCGCGGUUACACGCUGCACCCGCCGCCCCCCGGUGGCCCGACGUGUCACCGGCUAACGCCUGUUACAGCAGCCCACCUAUGCAUUCGUCCCGCUACGCCACCUCCGGGGACCUAUACUCUCCCCUCGGCCCACGCAGGAACUCAGAGUAUGAACACUCGCAGCAUUUCCCAGGCUUUGCCUACAUUAACGGAGAGGCCACCACGGGCUGGGCAAAAUAAACAAUGGUCACCCGUGUAAAAGCCCCGGGCCUGUCGUACUUGCGGAUGCAAAGUAUCUGAACGCUUCUAGAGAGGAACAGAGAGUACAUGGUAAUAAGAAUCAUGGUAUGUACAUACUGACACUUUGGAAAGCCUCGCCGAUGAUGUGUAACUUGCGUUAAAAUUGAUGGGGGGUUUUUCCACCGCUGGAGGAAAAUCAGACAGAAUGAACUUGCAGCAAAAUCAUUUAGAAGUGCAAUGCUGCUGCCAAGCUGUGCCUUUGUUUUAUGGAAUGUAAACCUCUGUUUCCCUCGCCUGUCUCACAAAUCAGCACACGCAUCGUCCCACCAACCCUCAGUUUUGUCAGUGACUGGGGGGAUCCGUGUGCUGCAAGCCUUCACUGACACCAGUACAAUCUCAGUGAGUGCGUGUCUCCUCUUGUCGCUCAGCGUUGUGCGGCAUCUUGUCAUGAACCUGCUGCAGUGGCUUUGAUUGCUGCAGGAUAUGGAUGAACUGCACUGCCUUAAAGUUCUUUUGGGACACACGUUACAUACAGAGGCACCAAACGAAGGACAGAUUUAAACUCCUUGAUCGGUGUAUCAAGGAGUCUCCCUCUUGAUCGUUUUUUUUAAGUGAUCGAAUGCGGUGACUCAAAAACAACUGCGUGUGUGUCUUCUGUUGCAAGAUUGUUUGCUGUUUUACUGUGACUAUAUAUGUAUAUAUACAUAUGUACAUGUAUAUAAAUAUAUACAUAUAUAUAUAUAUAUAGUAUGUAUUUUCUGUAACUUUGUAACAUGGUGUAUCCUUUAUUUUCUAUGUUACAAUUGGUACUUUGUUCUCUGUUUUAUAUGGUUAGUGAAAGACACAUUAACUUAGGGUUGUGUGUUUUAUAAUGCACUCACUGAGGACCUAUUACCCUAUGGGUAUUUCUAAAAAUGGAAAUUAGCAAAGUGUACAGUAACAUGAAGUCUAGUCACUUUUCUGUAAAUAAAAGCACUGGAAACUGUCUGUGGUGACAAUUUAAA